CUUGCCCUGCCAUCAACUAUUAGUCACCGUCUUCCCACGAGCCAUUGAUAGUCCCCUAUCUAUAAGACACCUUCUUCCUAGCACACCAUCAUCAUCAUCAUUCCUCGCCGGCCCUAUGCCCGCUCAUCGAGUCUUUAUCGAAACCCGAGCGGUUGAUAGGAGCCCACGAAGUCCAAGAAGCCCGCGCUAUCGGCCCAGAACCCGAAGCGAAGAGCGCAUCUACGUCUACCGGGACGAGCUACUGGCAGACAACAGCAACAACAACACCAACACCAUGACCGACCACGACCGAGUCCUCCGGGAGGCCUACGACGAAGCCUACCGGCAGAACCAGAACCUGCGCAACGAGCUCCGGGCAAAGGACCUCGAGCUCCAGCAGAAGGACGCCCGCAUAGAGGAGCUCAAAUUCGACAACACGAACCUCCGGCGCUCGCUCGACAGCUUGUCCAACCUUGACGGACUCCAGGAGGGCGAGAUCCAUAACCUGAAGCGCAAGAACUCCAAGCUCCGGAAGGACAGGGACGAUCUCAACGCUAGAGCCCGCGAUCUCCGUCAUGAGAUAGACGCCAAGAUUAGGCCCAUGGUGGACCAGAUCAAUGCGCUCAAGCAGGAGGUUGCGAACUGGAGGUUGCAGUUUGAGUCGGAGAAGCGGAAAAAUAACGAUCUUGAGCGUCGUUACGGGAGGUUGCGUGAGAACCUCGAUAUCCACACGCAGCAGAGUGAAGCCUUCAGGACCCAGAAUGAGAAUCUGAGGGCGGAAAAUGAGCAGCUUGCUCAGGUGCUCGAGUUGGAGCGAAGGUUGAGGGUUUCUCGCUUUUAAGAGGCGUUUUGGCCGGCGGUUGACGGUUUUUUUUUUUUUUUUUUUUGGUUUUUUUUUUUUCCCUUCGUCUCUCUUCACACUCUAUUCAUUUCACGGUGGAAUUGUACGAUACGAUUCUUCCCGAGUACGCUUGCGGUUUGGUUUCUUUUCACUUGUUCAACAUCUCUGCGACGACGAUACCCCUUUUUUUUAUCCAAGUAUUUCAUCAGUCUUUUUCGCAGUUUGAACUUGGCGUGCAACAGAGACCUCAAAUGGAAGGAUUUCGUCUAGGAUAUUAACGAUUACUUUACUUCCUUAUCUUACACCGUUUCACCCACACAAUAGACUACAUAGACAUCAAUUCCCUAGCCUCUUGCAACUUAUCAAAUUCUUCUGAAAUUCCAAGAUCAAUCCCAG
Neurospora crassa OR74A is the source of this 1216-nucleotide messenger RNA. RefSeq lists its product as hypothetical. The transcript has a single exon. The record is from RefSeq and is a predicted model, not a curated record. The coding region runs from base 116 to 820 and encodes 234 amino acids. Lineage: Eukaryota; Fungi; Ascomycota; Sordariomycetes; Sordariales; Sordariaceae.